This is a messenger RNA of Elgaria multicarinata webbii, 8297 nucleotides long. RefSeq names its product phosphatidylinositol-3,4,5-trisphosphate dependent Rac exchange factor 1 (gene PREX1). The transcript has 40 exons. Lineage: Eukaryota; Metazoa; Chordata; Lepidosauria; Squamata; Anguidae. Gene Ontology annotation, molecular function: protein binding; GTPase activator activity; guanyl-nucleotide exchange factor activity. Gene Ontology annotation, cellular component: plasma membrane. The record is from RefSeq and is a predicted model, not a curated record. Gene Ontology annotation, biological process: positive regulation of GTPase activity; regulation of signaling; G protein-coupled receptor signaling pathway. The coding region runs from base 1 to 4995 and encodes 1664 amino acids.
AUGGAAGCGCAGCCCGCAACGUCGGCGGCAGCAGCGGCGGCGGCCCUCGGCAGCGGCGCCUGCCCCUCGGAGCCCCCCAAGGAUACGGACCGCCAGCUGCGCCUUCGCCUCUGCGUCCUCAACGAGAUCCUGGGCACCGAGCGGGACUACGUGGGCACCCUGCGCUUCUUGCAGUCGGCAUUUCUGCACCGAAUUAGACAAAAUGCUGUGGACAAAGCAGAGAAAUACAUAACAGAAGAAAAUGUCAAGAUUUUAUUUUCCAACAUAGAAGAUAUACUUGAAGUUCACAAGGACUUCCUGACUGCCCUGGAAUAUUGUUUACAACCGGAGCCUCAGUCUCAUCAUGAACUGGGAGAUGUUUUCUUAAAAUUUAAAGACAAGUUCUUUGUAUAUGAGGAAUAUUGCAGCAACCACGAAAAAGCACUCAGGCUCUUGAUGGAGUUGAACAAGAUCCCACCUGUGAGAGCAUUCCUGUUGAGCUGCAUGCUUUUGGGAGGCAGAAAGACAACUGACAUUCCACUUGAAGGUUAUCUCCUAACUCCAAUCCAGAGGAUUUGCAAAUACCCACUUCUCUUAAAGGAACUCGCCAAGAGAACUCCUGCUAAACACCCAGAUUACCAAGCAGUCCAGUAUGCCUUGCAGGCAAUGAAAGCAGUGUGUAUCAAUAUCAAUGAGACCAAGAGGCAGAUGGAGAAGUUGGAAGCCCUUGAACAGCUGCAGUCGCACAUUGAAGGAUGGGAGGGAUCCAACUUGACUGACAUCUGCACCCAGCUCCUGCUCCAAGGAACCUUGUUAAAAAUCUCAGCCGGUAACAUCCAAGAGAGAACAUUCUUUCUUUUUGAUAACCUUCUCGUUUACUGCAAGCGGAAAUCCAGGGUUGCUGGGAAAAAGACAUCUAAGCGCACCAAGUCUAUCAAUGGAUCCCUCCACAUUUUCAGGGGCCGAAUAAACACAGAAGUCAUGGAAGUUGAGAAUGUGGAGGACGGGACAGCAGAUUACCACAGCAAUGGUUACACAGUGACAAAUGGCUGGAAGAUACACAACACCGCCAAAAACAAGUGGUUCGUCUGUAUGGCCAAGACAGCAGAGGACAAGCAGAAAUGGCUGGACGCUAUAAUUAAGGAACGGGAACAAAGGGAGAGUCUGAAGUUAGGCAUGGAGAGGGAUGCGUAUGUCAUGAUCGCCGAGAAAGGGGAGAAGCUGUAUCACAUGAUGACGAACAAGAAAGUGAACCUUAUCAAAGACAGGAGGAGAAAAUUAAGCACUGUUGCCAAGUGCUUUCUUGGCAAUGAGUUUGUAUCCUGGCUCACAGAAAUUGGGGAGAUAAGCAAACCAGAGGAAGGGGUCAACCUGGGACAAGCUCUGCUAGAGAACGGCAUCAUUCAUCAUGUUUCAGAUAAGCACCACUUCAAGAAUGAGCAGGUGAUGUACAGGUUUCGUUACGAUGAUGGGACUUAUAAGCCAAGGAGUGAACUGGAAGACAUAAUGUCCAAGGGUGUGAGACUCUACUGCCGUCUGCACAGUCUUUAUACUCCUGUGGUAAAAGACCGAGAUUACCACUUGAAGACCUACAAGUCAGUGAUUCCAGGAAGUAAACUGGUGGAUUGGCUGAUUGCUCAGGGAGACUGCCAGACGAGGGAGGAAGCCGUCGCACUGGGUGUUGGACUCUGCAACAAUGGAUUCAUGCACCAUGUACUAGAGAAGAGUGAAUUCAAAGAUGAGUCUCAGUAUUUCCGCUUUCAUGCCGAUGAGGAGAUGGAAGGUACGAGUUCCAAGAGCAAGCCGUUACGAAACGACUUCAAGCUCCUCGAAAACAUCUUAGCCAAAAGCUUGCUGGUUUUACCAGAAGAGGAUGAGUAUGGAUUUGACAUAGAAGAAAAGAACAAAGCCAUUAUGGUGAAGUCUGUUCGUCGGGGGUCACAUGCAGAGAUGGCUGGCUUGCAGAUUGGACGGAAAAUUUAUUCCAUGAAUGAGGAUCUGGUGUUCCUGCGUCCAUUUCAAGAGGUGGAAACCAUCUUAAACCAGACUUUCUGCUCUCGGAGACCUCUUAGGCUUCUUGUGGCAACCAAGUCUAAAGAGAUUAUCAAAGUCCCAGACUGCAGAGAAAGGUUGUGCUUCCAGAUACGGGGAGUAGCACCGCCAUAUGUCCAUGCUGUGGGGAGAGGUUCAGAAGCUGGAGCUGUGGGGCUUCACCCUGGGCAGUGUGUUCUGAAAGUGAAUGGCAAUAACAUGAUGCAUGAAAAUUACACUGAAGUUCUGGAGCAUUUUACGUCAUACAGGAACCGGCAGCAGGAAUUUCUGGGUCUUUAUCAGUGGGUUUACCGAACCCAUGAAGAUGCUGAAGAGGACAGAGCUCAGCUGGCAGCUUCGAACUCAUACCUGAAUGGAAGUCUCUCUGAAUCUUGUAAAGGAGAUCUCUCAAUUGAUGAAAGUACAGAUCUUGAUCGCCUUAGUGACAGCCGACAAGAAGAAGACUUGGGCGUUCAGACGUUUGGCUCUCCUCUAAUCAUCAGAGAAGACACUCCUCUUAUCAGCCUGACAGUGGACAAUGUUCACCUAGAACAUGGUGUUGUGUACGAAUACGUCAGCACGGCUGGGAUCAGGUGCUUUGUCCUGGAGAAGAUCGUUGAGCCGAAGGGGUCCUUCAACCUCACAGCAAAGAUUUUAGAGGCCUUUGCUACAGAUGACAGCUACUUUGUGAGGAACUGCAGGAGGCUCAUGGCUCUGAGCAAUGCUCUGGAGACCAUGUCCCAGUAUGACUUCCGGCAGAUUUGUGACACAAAGCUGGAAAGUAUCAGCAGAAGAGUUGCCAGCUAUCAAGAGUUUGCAGAUGAGUUGAAGAUGAAGGUGAGCCCAGCCUUCAAAAAAGCCACCACUGAGCCUCACCCCCUGAACUGCAUGGAUUUCUGUCCCACCAACUGCCACAUUAACCUCAUGGAAGUGUCAUAUCCCAAAACCACUACCUCAACGGGAAGGUCAUUCAGCAUUCGCAUUGGGCGCAAGCCUUCCAUCAUUGGCCUUGAUCCAGAACAAGGAAACUUAAGUCCAGUCUCAUACACUCAGCAUUGUAUAGCCUCCAUGGCUGCACCAUCAUGGAGGUGCUUGACUCUGGAAAAUGGGGACCUCAACCCACAUGGACAGUAUGAUGGUUGCUACGGCCAAGAGAAUGGAGGAGCCAGUCAAGAGGAAAGAGGCCUUGCCUUUCUGCUGAAGCAAGAGGAUCGAGAGAUACAGGACUCCUAUUUGCAGCUCUUCAACAAACUAGACAUAGCAGUUAAGGAAAUGAAGCAAUACGUCUUUCAGAUCAAUAAGCUUUUGUCCUCCAUUACUGAACCUACAGCAGCUGGAUUAUGUGAGCCUCCCUCCACGGAGGAGAUAUCCCCCACAUCCUUGGUCACAGAGGACAGUGAUAUUGACAAAGUGGAGCAUGGCAUGAAGAAGGUUUGUUUCAAAGUAUCUGAGGAGGACCAGGAAGACUCGGGACAUGAUACAAUGAGUUACAGAGAUUCCUACAGUGAAUGCAACAGUAACAGGGACUCAGUACUUUCCUACACCAGUGUGCGGAGUAACAGCUCUUACUUGGGCAGUGAUGAAAUGGGAUCAGGUGAUGAACUUCCCAGUGACAUGAGGAUACCUUCAGACAAGCAAGACAAACUACAUGGCUGCCUCGAACAUCUUUUUAACCAGGUGGAUGCUAUCAAUACCCUCCUCAAAGGACCAGUAAUAAGCAAGGCUUUUGAAGAAACCAAACAUUUUCCAAUGGACCACAGUUUGCAAGAAUUUAAGCAGAAGGAGGAAACCACAAUUCGGAGCAGGAACAAGAUUCAAGUCAGCAUCCAAGAAGAUCCCUGGAACCUUCCACUCCGAAUAAAGAACCUCGUUGAGACCAUACAGAAAUAUGUGGAAGAUGGAAAGAAUCAGCUGCUUCUGGCCUUGCUGAAAUGCACAGACACAGAUCUGCAACUGAGACGAGAUGUGAUUUUCUGCCAGGCUCUGGUGGCUGCCAUCUGCACGUUCUCUGAGCAGUUAUUGGGUGCUCUCAACUACAGAUACAACAACAACGGGGAAUACGAAGAGAGCAGCCGGGAAGCCAGCAAGAAGUGGCUGGAGCAGAUAGCAGCCACAGGGGUGUUGCUCAACUACCAGUCCUUGCUCUCCCCCAGCGUGAGAGAAGAGAGAAUCAUGCUAGAAGAUAUACAGGCCACCCUCUCAGAGCUGGACAAAGUUGCCUUUUAUUUCAAGCAGCUGGACGAGUGCUUUGUAGCCAAUACCCACGUCUUCUAUCACAUUGAAGGGAAUCGACAGGUUUUGAAGGUCAUCUUUUACCUGGACAGCUACUACUUUUCAAAACUGCCUUCCCGGUUUCAGAAUGGGGGGAGCCUGAAGCUGCAUGCUGUGCUCUUUACAAAAGCCCUUGAAAAUCUGGAAAGCCACUCCCAGCCUGGUGGUCCAUCUCUAGAAGAGCUCCAGCAACAAAUCAAUUCCACCUCCCUUGAGAAGGUGCAGCAGUACUAUCGCAAGCUCAGGACGUUUUACCUCGAGAGAUCCAACUUGCCUACAGAUUCCAAUACUACAGCUGUGAAAAUUGAUCAGCUUAUUCGUCCCAUCAAUGCAAUGGAUGAGCUUUGCAGACUAAUGAAGUCUUUUGUCAGCACGAAAGGCAGUCAGGCUGGAUACUCCAACAGUUAUGUAGCUGGGGCUGGAUUGCUGCCUAUAUCCUCCGAACUCUGUUAUCGCCUCGGAGCCUGCCAGGUCGUAAUGUGUGGAACCGGGAUGCAAAGGAGUACAUUGAGUGUGUCCUUGGAGCAAGCGGCUAUAUUAGCUCGAAGUCACGGACUCUUACCCAAGUGUAUCAUGCAGGCAACAGAUAUAAUGAGAAAACAAGGACCAAGGGUUGAAAUCUCUGCAAAGAAUCUGAAAGUGAUGGAUCAGAUGCCACAAUCUGCACCCCGAAUCUACAAACUGUGUCAACCACCUGCCGACGGGGAUUUAUAAAAAUGAAGGAAACUCCCUUGUCCUGGAGUCACAGAAGCGUUCCACAAAGAGUGCUGCUGCUUGAGCACUGAUCCUAUUUUAUGCCAAUGGUGCUGAGUCCAGAGAGGAAAGUACUGGGUUCUGUGUUUCUAGGCAGUUCGGUGCACUAAGAAACUGCCUUUCCACUCAUCUCCGGCCGAAUUACGUCGGCAGGCAUGGUUACCCUUUCUGGGUUUGCUGCAGGAGUUCUCAGAAAGUUUGGAUUGAGGAAUUACCUUCUGCCUUGUACCACGAAUAAUAUGGCAGACAGAAACUGCAAUGGCUGGACAUUGUGAACUUUUGAGUUUUGGAUGGGCAAAGCAAAUCCAAGGUGAAGCACAUCUACCUGACGUAGUGUUUGGGAUUUUCAUCCAGUUUCUGGCACAGUGCUGGCCAGUGGUCUUGAAUAAGAGCCUCACAAACACUCUUUUUAAAAAUACAUAUGUAUAUGUAUAUAUAUCCACUUGCACUUUGAAAUUGUGAAUGGCACAGAUCUCUGGUUUGCUCAAAGGAUUUCUCCCGGAGCCAUUUUCCACUCCAACCCUGUAUAAACCAAACUCUUCUCUGCAGAGACUGUACAUUCCAUAAGACUUUCUACAAGAACUUCCUUUUAACUUUUACUGUAAAGUUCAGGGUUUGCAGUUAACACUUUUUACUAAUGGUCCAUUAUGUAUUCUGGAAAUACAGUAAUAUUUUACAGAUGAGAUUAACAAUGAAGGAUUUUUUUUAAGGUAAGACAUUUUGAAGAGGGAAGCAAAACACAGCCCUGUGUCCCAAUAAUUUAAACAGAUGAAGGUUCUUAAAAACAAGGAUAGAACUAUGCUUAUUUAUGUCGAGUGGAAUAUCUGUUUUGGAACCUGUUACUUUAUAUACAAGAAUUAAAUAAAAAAAAUGUUUCAAAUGGGGCCAAUAUGCUGGCAAAGAUAUAGUAGUUCUCCAUUCAUUGAAAAUAUUGUUACUUUAUUUAAAUCCCUGCAGUAUUUAAGUAGCCUUUAAUACUUUUUUUUUUUAAAAAAAAUAGAUUACAAUGGAUUGUAAGUUAAAAAAAACCUUGGUUUUGUAAAUAAUGUACUUUAUUUUUCUCUGUUUUAGAAAUGGUUUCUGUUUGAUCAGUAUUAUUACUAGCAUGGUAAUUUGUUCCAAAUUACUUGCUGCAAUGAAAAAAUAUCAGCAAUCUCAGGCCAGGAAUAACAUUAUUUUGGAGUGAGUGCCUUAAAUGGAUGAUCCAUAUUGGUCAAGAUACAAAGAUAUUGAAGGAGUAUAAAAACAAAACUAACGUUCUUCUAUAUCAUAGUGGAUUAAAACCAGUGUUUCCUCUGAACUGCUUAUGGUGGAGUAUGCAUAGAAGUUCAUUAAAGUGACUUCUGUAUUUAGCACAUGGAGGAGAGAUAUUUUGAUUUUGGCUUCAAAUAGGGCAUUUAAUAAACUCCAGUGUUUCCUAACAAUCCAACCCUUCUUCUUAUGUAUUACAUUAAAAAAUGUUCUGUUUCCACUCUGGCUGAGGAAGCCAUUUUUUUAUUUUUUUUUACAGAAGGUAGGGUGGAGUGGCAAAGACUAAGCCUAUUUGAGACUCCGGUUUCAGGGCAAACUCAUUUUGAGUAAAUAGGACUGGCAUAGAGUAAGCAGCCAGCAGAUGGUGGUAUUGGGCUUGCCGGUGGAAACUUGCGCAGGAAGAACCAUAACAAGAUUGAAUUAGAGGAAUCAUUGUCCUUAAGCAAAAUACAGAGUGGGGCCCAGCUUAGACUGGUACAAUUAGAAAACUGGGAAUUUUUUCCUCAGCAAACAAAUGUACCCAUCCUGCUCCUCACAAUUGCUUUCAACUGCUGCAGUUUAAAAACAAUGGCCUUCCCUUCUCAUCAUGUGAUACCGUUAGCACCCAGAUGUAAGAGAAUUUAAUACAGCUUGGCCAGCAGGUGGUUUUAUAAAAAGGACCUUUGGCUACACGGUUGUGAAAGUGGCUGUGUGAAUGGGCUUGGGGAAAAGUACAAUGGAAACAGAUACAUAUAUAACAAUCCUUGGAAAGGCCCAGCCCCCAUUCAUCAGCCUCAAUUCCUCCAAAUUCAUUUAGACAUCCGUGAAGACUGAUGUGUAUGACCAGUUUCAGUGUCCCAAUUGUGCAUGGAGACGGGUGAAAUGGUAACCAUGCCAGGGGCUCAGGUGCCAUGUAGUGUACUAUCAGGCAAGAUCUCAUUGAAGCAUUUGUAGUGGUGCGCUCAGGAUGGCUCGGAACAGGACAGAUCCAUCACUUUGCGUGGCCCGCUGAUUCAUUUUAACAUGUACAUAAUUGGUACUGUUAAAGCUAUGAAAGGCUGCCCUGUACCAUGGCAAGGAGGGAGUUCGCUAGGUAAAACAUGAAGGCUCCCUUUACACAUUACCCUCCCCUUCCCUCCCCCAUUCAUUCACGUAAACAUGGAGAGGGAAGCAGGACUGUUCCUGGUGACUCCUGGCCUUCAUCUCUGCAUAUUUGGCAGAUGAAAAUAGGAACCAAUGUGUGGGGUGUCUGGGAACAUGCCUAUAGAGUGCAAGGUAAAGAGCAGUUAUUGUAGCUCAAGUAGAACUCACUACACUCUUGCUAUGAGUGGGCUUAGACUCACCCAGGGCAUUAAUAUCCAAGCGAGAUCCCCUCCCCCACCAUGCUCUGACUUGGAGCAUCCAUUGGAUGCUUCUUGCCAGGCUUCCCCUCUCUCAGCUCCAGUCCUGCUCCUUCUUUCAGUGUGUGCAGGAUUGCAACUGAAACGUCAGUGAUCACAACGGUGAAAACUCAAAACCCCAGAACUCACGUACAGCUGAGUUUCCUGUUGCCUGCAGAUAGAGGGCCCAGAGCUAUAGGUUAGAGGGGCAGUGCACACACAUUCCAUAUUAUUUUUCCUUAAUGGAGAAGAAGUGGUGGGAAAACACAUGAUGGCUAUGAUUGGAAGACCAUGACAGGAGGAUGAUGGUGGGAUAAAAGCCGCCUCUGUAAGCACCCCCCCUCCCUCCCUCCCUCCCUCCCCCCUCUCUUUCACAAACACACAAAGCAAUUAUUUUUCUUUAGAAGAACCUUUAUGGGGGAUUUCUGCAACCUUUAGAACUGUCUUUGCCAAUCAAAGAAAGAACUCACAGAAAUGGUAUUUUUAUAGCAAUGGAAAAGUGGCAUUUUUCAGAUGUACUGUAUGUAUAUAAAAAGUACAAGGUUAUUGUGAAGUCAAUUCCUGUAGUGUUCUUUUAUUUUUUUUCCUAGCUGUACUGUUAAUGGAAUGGAUUCUGAGUUACUGUGUAUAUGUGUCCUAUCAUAAGAUAAAUGA